UUAUUUCAUACAGUACAAAGGACAUAGACAAGAAUGAAUGUCUUGCGAAAGUUUCCUUCCUUGUCAUGGUGGAUCUUCGGAUCAAUCUUCAAGACGGGGAUUGCCCAGUUGAGAGCUUUUCGAUACGAUAGCCACUCGAUCUUCCAAUAAUGAGCCACUGGGAGUCUGUUCUGCCAUCUGCACCAUUCAGCUUGAAUCACGCCCGCAAGUUUUAUGCUGCACCAAUCCCGUGGUUCGCAGUCAUCGUGGUGCAGCAAAUCCUGCACAGCCUCGUCCUGUUGAUUAUUAUUGCGACGCUCGCUCGCCCGCCAGCCCGCCAGCCCGCCAGCCCGCCAAGACCCCAUCCAGACCCAGCCAGAAGUUCCCCGUACCAACGCAGUGCAACCCAACCUGAGGUCCUGAGCCAACCCACAUGAGCCACUCCACCAGUAUCUGUCCAGCACGCAGCUCAGCUCAAAGCCUCUACAUGCACUCGCAAUCUUUGCAGAGAAGCAAGCCUGAUUACGAUCACAUAUCAAUCUAUUGAUUCUACGACGUUACGAACACAAUUGACGGCCGAAGACCUCCACGACAUCCUUCCCUGUACCUAUUCUAGUACCAAGACUUCGCCCCCCGUUGCACAUCCAAACAAACCACCAGAUUCUCCCGCAGCAACCGUUUCGAAAACGACCAGCCUGCUCGCCCAACAUCUUUUGUAGCAGAUCGCACACACGCACACGCACGAGCGCAGCUAAAGACGUCUGAUUUCGACAUCAGCCAACUGUCCCUGCCCAUAAUCUGUGCUGCUAUUCAUAAUCUUCGCAAAUUAAUGCUGGUGUUGCGGUAACAAACAAAAACAUCCGCAAAAAUAUCACGACGACCACGCCUCUUUACGAAUCCACGAUAAGAACCACAACGACGCUGCUGAGCGUUCGCAGACUGCUGCACUUCUACUUCCUCUCCUAGGCGGCUUCCCGCCAAUUCAGUUCACCGCCGCCAUGGACCAAACAGCACAUGCCCUCGUCGCCGCCAACCUCAUCUACGCGCGAGCGAACGAGACGUCCACAGAGAUUGUAAAGGAGUCCAGACCGCCCAUAUACAAAGCCAUCGGUAUAUCGUUAGCUAUAGGAUCGGGCGUGUUCAUCGGCGUAUCUUUCGUGCUGAAGAAGAUUGGGUUGUUGAGGGCAAACGAGAAAUACUCUGAGGAAGCAGGGGAGGGAUAUGGAUACCUGAAGAAUGCUUUCUGGUGGGGAGGAAUGACACUUAUGAUUCUUGGGGAGGUAAUGAAUGCUGGGGCGUACGCUUUCGUCGAUGCUAUUCUGGUGGCUCCUAUGGGAGCCUUGUCUGUGGUGGUUACCACGAUUCUAUCUGCCAUAUUUCUAAAGGAACGAUUGAGUAUGGUGGGGAAGAUUGGGUGUUUUCUGUGUAUCAUUGGAUCCGUGGUUAUUGCCAUGAACUCACCGUCUGAGUCUUCGGUCGCCAAUAUCCAGGAGAUGCAGCAUUUCGUCAUUGCGCCGGGCUUCUUGUCUUUCGCAGGCGUGGUACUCAUUGCUUGCGCUGUCAUCGCGUUCUGGGCUGGUCCGAGAUACGGGAAGAAGAGCAUGAUGGUGUACCUGUCGAUUUGCAGUCUUAUGGGAGGUCUGAGCGUGGUUGCUACACAGGGUCUGGGUGCUGCUAUUGUUGCACAGAUUGCUGGAAAGCCUCAGUUCAACCAGUGGUUUUUGUACGUCUUGCUGGUCUUUGUGAUCUUCACACUUGUCACGGAGAUCAUAUAUCUGAAUAAAGCAUUGAAUCUGUACAAUGCAGCUUUGGUUACACCGACAUAUUAUGUUAUCUUCACCAGCUGUACGAUCAUCACAUCGGUAAUUCUCUUCCGAGGUUUCAAGGGAACGCCAACUUCUAUCAUUACCGUUGUUCUCGGCUUCUUCACUAUCUGCGCCGGAGUUGUUCUUCUACAACUUUCGAAAUCAGCCAAGGAUGUUCCAGACGCAGCGGUCUUCUCUGGCGAUCUGGACCAAGUCCGUACCAUUGCCGAACAGGAGCAGUCAGAAAUGGAACCAAAGGCGGAUGCUAUCAGAGGUGCAGCAGCUAUUGUCAGACGUUUCUCACAAGUGAGAAAUAAGAACGAAUUGGAGGAAGCCAGACGGUUACACGAGGAGAAGCAGCAAGAUCUGGAACCCAUUGGAGAGAAUGAGCACAUUGAAUGGGAUGGUCUCCGAAGACGUAGGACAACAUUCGGGACCAACAGUGUCCGAUCUCGUGCAAACACUACUCCAUUCCCCGAUUUCGAUACUCACACGCCUGUACAACAUCCACCUCUUGGAAUGUCACGUUUCCCCAGUGACUCAGAUUCUGAUCAUGAUGAAGAGCGCCCUAACACUGGAUCCUCGAUGUCAUUCUUUGCCCGAGCGAAAUCGAUCGUCGGUCCACGAUCCCGCAACAGCACAAACCAACCUCACGUUCAAAGUCCAAUGCAUCCCGUUCCUCUAACCGAGAUCAGCAUCCCAGCCUACAAGAGUAAUCUCGAUGGCAGCGACAAUGCCUACUACGGACAUGACGAGCAAGGAGUCGGUCCUACCUAUGGUCUUCCUGGAGGAAAGACAGAAUAUGAAGGCGCAGGUCAACGCGAACGCCACAUCACUAUUGUAGAAGACCACCCUCCCCGUCUGCACAGCUCGGGUAGUCUUCAUCCUUCCGCAGGACCUACACCACCGCCUCACUCCGCCCGCCGCCAGUUCUCAUUCCAAAACGUCUUCCGCAAAGGCCAAUCGCAAGCUCAAGCCUCUGAAGAACCACAGCAGCAAUCACGUACCUCUCCUCGCAAAGGCAUCGGAAGUCGCCGCGGCAGCACACCAGCCGUCAAGGGAGCUACCGAGGAAGAGCGCCUGGGUCUAGUCAAAGGCGAUACCAACUUAGGCCGCCAACCCGUCGCACCACCUUACGACGAUGAUGACGAUGACGAUGAGAGUGAGGGAUGGCUAGACGAUAAGACGCGCAUGCGCAGCGAUUCUGAAGGGAGUCGCGACCUGACUUCCAGAUCUGGAAGACAGGAGAAGGAGAUUGAAGCUGGAGGUUCGAAUACGCAGAGGAGCAGGAGUGAAGAGGAGGAGUUCUAUGAAGCGCAGAGGAGGAAAUGGGAUGCGGGGAAACAGAAGGUGAUGAGUCCUGGGAUGGGGAGAGCGUUACCGCCGCCGCCGAAGGAUGAGGAGGAUGAUGACCCGAGGAGGGGUGCUGGUGGGAGAGGAGGUGGUGCGAGAGGGGCGUUCAUUUAGGCGGAAUGGAGUAGACGGCAACCGGAUGAGUGAUGAUGACUUGCAUUGGGUUCGGCUGGGACGUUUUUUUGGGUAUAAAGUACAUGCACGGCUUGACAGAAAAGCAAGGAAGGGAUACAUACAUGUCGAUUGAUGGACCGAUGAAUGUCUGAUGGGUAAUGAAUGAACCUUGUGCUAUAGACUGGGCGUGGUGUUUGCAUGGGCGGCGGAAUUUUGUGUUUCAACGCUCGCGUUACGUUGCGUUGGCUAUGAGCAUGAUACACGGUACAUGCAGGACGAAGGGCAUUAGCUCUCUGUACUAGAUAGGAUACCAUUGGGAUAGAGAUCCAGUAUAUGGCGAGGCGAGGGAAUGGAAACAGGAAAUGCAAGAUCGCAAUGUGUUGACAAUGAUGAUACUUUGUUGAAUGAUACCUGUGAAGAAACAUGUGUUGUGAAGUGUGUUGUGAGAUUAGUGAAGGGUUUUGUUUACAAUUAAACAUUUCUAAGCGAGAAAGUAUACACGCA
Molecule: messenger RNA, 3755 nt
Organism: Cadophora gregata
Lineage: Eukaryota; Fungi; Ascomycota; Leotiomycetes; Helotiales; Ploettnerulaceae
Exons: 2
Coding region: 978-3251 (757 amino acids)
Biological process (GO): magnesium ion transport
Cellular component (GO): membrane
Molecular function (GO): magnesium ion transmembrane transporter activity
Source: RefSeq, a predicted model, not a curated record